GUUUUCUGAGCCCUGACUGUCCUCCUCUGACCGGUGUUUGGACUCUGCGGGUGGGUCCCCCAUGGAAGGAGCCCCAGAUGGGGUGGCCGAUGCACAGGCCAAUGAGAGGCCCAGAGGGGAACGAUGGGUCAUUUCCUCCCUGGCUCUCUGCGCCCUCCCUUGGGGCCUUAAAAACCACAGCCCUCGCGCAGGAGGCACCUUUGACCAGUGGCGAAGCCGGGCGACCCGAAUAUGGCCUCCAUGGACAAUACCACCUUUGACUACUCCAAUUACGACGGCUCCACUGAUGGCUUCAACGAACCAGUGGAUAACUCCUCCAGGACCCAGAGUCUGACUCGUCUACAGAUCAUUGCCCUGAUCGUGUAUGCAGCUGUCUUCCUGGUGGGAGUGCCCGGCAACGCCCUGGUGGUCUGGGUGACAGGGUCCGAGGCCAGGCGAACCGUCAACGCCGUCUGGUUUCUCAACCUGGCAGUGGCUGACCUCCUGUCCUGCCUGGCGCUGCCCAUCUUGUUUACGUCCGUCGUCCUGCACGGCGACUGGCCCUUCGGCAGCGCUGCCUGCAGCAUCCUGCCCUCGCUCAUCCUGCUCAACAUGUAUGCCAGCAUCCUGAUCCUGGCCACCAUCAGCGCCGACCGCUUUGUGCUUGUGGUUAACCCCAUCUGGUGCCAGAACUACCGAGGGGCCCACGUGGCCUGGAUCGCCUGUGGCGUGGCCUGGUUCUUGGCCCUGCUGCUGACCAUACCGUCUUUCCUGUUCCGUUCGGUCCACAAGGAGUACUUUCCGACCCGGAUAAAGUGUAGUGUCGACUAUGGCGGCAGUGACCGCACGGAGAGGGCCGUGGCCAUCCUCCGUCUGGUCGUGGGCUUCCUGUGGCCACUGGUCACCCUUGCAAUAUGUUACACCUUCCUCCUCAUCCGGGCAUGGAGCCGCAGUGCCACACGCUCCACCAAGACGCUCAAAGUGGUGGUGGCAGUGGUGACCAGCUUCUUUGUCCUCUGGCUGCCCUACCAGGUGACGGGGAUGAUGUUGUCUUUCCUCCACAAGACCGAUAGCGUCUUCAAAGUCGUGUCCAGGAUCGACCCCCUGUCUGUCUCCCUUGCGUACGUCAACUGUUGCAUCAAUCCUGUCAUCUACGUGGUGGCCGCCCAGGGCUUCCAGUCCCGGUUCCUGAAGUCUCUCCCCAACGUUCUCAGGAAAGUGUUGACGACCGAGGAGAGCUUAACCAGAGAGUCCAAGUCCUUCACGCUCUCCACGAUGGAGACUCCAUCUCAGAAGUGCCAGGCCGUGUGAGGGCAGGCCUCCCCGGCUGCCGUCUGCCCGGGGCUGCCCCCGGCUGUCCAGUCUCUGUUGAUUUUUAACUCAGCCCUUGCCGAGGCGGUGUGGUUUUAGUGAACUCGUCUCCAUUCCUUCCAUCUUUCCCGGACUUGUCUUCCUCCCGGGCGAGCUCUUCUCAUCCUUCCUGCUUUCCAACAUCGACACUUCCUUCUAGAGAGACCCAACCAUUCUUUCCACCCACGGACUUUGAGAAACAACCAUGAGCCCGUACGGAGUGCCCCUACAGCGACAGGUCUGCGCGAGCAGAGCCCACGAAUAGAAUAUAUCAGCUGCCUAGAAUCCGGACGCGCAGACGCGGUCUAACUCUGUUGAGAAAAGAGUUGUGUGUUUAUUCUACGGAGAGUUGGAUAAAAACGUAACUGGUUUCUCAAAACUUGUUCUUGUUUAGGACAAAGCAAAAGGACAUGGACCUAACCAAGCUUUUGCAAGUGAGUUGAUUUAAAGAAAAACAGUAUUCCUUAAUUGGGUUUUUAGAAAAACUACUAAGUUAAAACACGUCAUGUGGUUAUGGCGGAGAGCAUGCGGAAGCUACACUGAAGACCGAGGUUGGGCAAUAUUGGUUGGGUCCCUGCAGGGACUGGAGGCACGGGAAAAUCUGACUUACUCCUUUGUAAACUGUUGUUUUGUUUGAACUUCCCCCCCAAAAUUAAACUUUGAAUUUGAGAUCAUUGUAGGCUCACAUGAAAUUGUAAAUAAUAAGACAGAGGGAUGCUGGGUCCUGUUUCCCUCCACAGCAACAUCUUGCAAAAUGACAUUGCGACAUCACAACCAGGAUAUUGACACAGAUAGUCGACCAUCAGGACACUUUCGUCACCACCAGGAUCCCUCGCCCUGUUCUGGCCACCUCCACUUCCCUCCACUCUCCCCAGCCUUGUCCCCAAGCCCUGGCAAUGACGACUCCACUCUCCGUCUCUAGAAUUUUGUCCUUUCAAGAACGCUCUAUCAAUGGAAUCAUGCAGCAUAUAACUUUUUGACUUUUUGAAAAACUAGUAUGCAUCCUUUGACUAAUGAAAAUAAAAAAUAAUCACUG
This is a messenger RNA of Equus quagga, 2365 nucleotides long. RefSeq names its product complement C5a receptor 1 (gene C5AR1). Gene Ontology annotation, biological process: chemotaxis; complement receptor mediated signaling pathway; inflammatory response. Gene Ontology annotation, molecular function: complement component C5a receptor activity; G protein-coupled receptor activity. The coding region runs from base 232 to 1290 and encodes 352 amino acids. Gene Ontology annotation, cellular component: plasma membrane. NCBI's taxonomy places the organism in Eukaryota, Metazoa, Chordata, Mammalia, Perissodactyla, Equidae. The transcript has 2 exons. The record is from RefSeq and is a predicted model, not a curated record.